Messenger RNA from Dermacentor albipictus, 5838 nucleotides. The record is from RefSeq and is a predicted model, not a curated record. Lineage: Eukaryota; Metazoa; Arthropoda; Arachnida; Ixodida; Ixodidae.
CGGCUCGCACCAAGGAGGUUGUCUCGCGCUCAUCUCGAGCAGCGCCUGUCUCGAGCGCCCGACCAAUCAGCGUUCCUCUGACGUGGCCGUAGAACCAGGUCGAACGACCAGGGCACGUCUGCACUUCUGUGUUCCUCACGCUGGCGGCAACAGCUGCUCCAGGUUGCAAGGCGCUGCCCACGAAAGGAUGAAAUCCAGAGGACCACGAAAAGUACAGGGACAGGAAGCACAGGAUCGAGGACACGGGAGUCUAGCUGGCUGACCGGCCAGAUGCGCCACUUCUGGAAACGAGGGCCAGCAAGUGGAUGGAGCAGCGCAGAUCACGUGGCUACACCAGCUUCAGGAGUUGGACACGCCAUCACGGUUGCGGGCGAACUUCGAGGCGGUUGUGAAGACCCGACUGCUGACCGCCUGGAACAUACUGAGAACGGGGACCGGCUAGAGGCGCUGCUCCGAUCUUGUAGCCAGGUCGUUGCGACGGGGACGAGAGUGCUUCACGAGAUGACACGUCAUCGUACGCAAGGAACUUGCUCGGCGGUUUUGAAUGUCAAGCGCUACGACACCGUGUUCCAGUUCUUGAACUUCGGCGAGAAGAUUCGGCGUUUCGCAGUGAGGCUGCUCAUGGAAGCGGACGGUGUCCACCCGGUGUGGCCGUCAGUCACGUGCUGCGACGAUGCGCCGUUAUGUACUCGUCCGCGACGGUUGCCACCAUCGCUGCGCCCCCGGCGAUGUGGAUGCAUGGUGGCCGACGUCGACGUUACCAGGUUCAAAAAACUGCAAGGUGACGAUGGCGGUCAUUGUUUGUGCGAAGUAACGAUCAGUCACGUGCAGUGGUGAAGUCACGUGAUCCUCAGUGACGUCGUCAUCGCUGCCUGCCUGCUGUCACGAGGGGUCAAUGGCCACCCUGGGGACUGUGCAUUGUUCUGUAUGUGAUGCGCCGAUGGCACCUUUCCUGCAUCGGGCUACAUUGGCUCUUUCUCAGCGGUGCACCGUGCGUUUUCGGUGAUGAUGGUGCGGUCUACUGUGGCAUCCCCCUCCGCGGAGUGAAUGCGGUCAUGCCUGAACCGAAGGAAGCGAGUCGGCGUUGAGCAAAGCAACGCCAGGAAUGGUCAAAAAUGGCUGACCUGCAGAAUUGCGCGGCCUACUGUGGCAUCCACCUCCAAGGAAAGCACAGAGGGUCAUGGUUGUUCCCAAGACACCGAAUCGAAGUUAAGCAAAGGGAUCUCGUGGUAUACGUCACUGCCGAGGCCAAUGCCACUGGAACUUGCUCGGCGGUUUUGGGUGUCGACAGCUAUGGCACCGUGUUCCAGGCUUUUGAACCUCGUCGAUAGGAUUCGACGUUUCGGGGUGAGGCCACUCAUUUGCGUGGAAGCGGGUGGCCGUCAGUCGCAUGCUCCGUAGAUGCGCCGUUAUGCACUCGUCCGCGACGGUUGCGGCCAUCGCUGCACUCCUGGCAAUAUGGAUGCAUGGUGGCCGACGUCGACGUUACCGGGUUCUAAAAGAACUGCAAGGCGAAUAUGGCCGUCAUUGUUCACCCGAAGUGACAAUCAGUUGCGUGCAGUGCUGAAGUCAUGUGAUCCUUUGUGACGUCAUCGCUGCCUGCCUGCUGUCACGAGAGGUCUAUGGCCACCCGUUCCCUGGGGACUGUGCACUGUUCUGCAUGUGAUGCGCCGAUGGCAUCUUUCCUGCAUCGGGUUACAUUGGCUCUUUCUCAGCGGUGCACAGUGCGUUUUCGGUGAUGAUGGCGCGGUCUACUGUGGCAUCCAACUCCGCGGAGCGAACGCGGCCAUGUCUGAAGUGAAGGAACCGAGUCGGCGUUGGGCAAAGCAGCACCAGAAAUGGCCGAAAUUUGGCAGACCUAGAAGAUAGCGCGGCCUACUCUGGCAUCCACCUCCAAGAAAAGCACAGAGGUCGAGGUCAUGCACCAGACACCGAGUCGACGUUGAGCAAGGCAUGUUGCACCACGAGUCACUGCCGAGGCCAAUGCCGCUGAAAUACGCUGUUCGGUUUUGGAUGUCGGGUGCUAUCAGCAUCGUGUUCUACAUCGCGAGCCUCGUAGUCGACGUGCAAGAAACGUGUGCAUGGCAUCAUUUCCACUGCAGGAAGCGUCAAAAUGCUUUCAAGGAGCGACCUGCGAAUGACGUGUGCAUCGCCAGGAGCACAGAGGAUGCGCCAGAAUGUUUUCUGGCCAAUACUUUGGUUCCUGAGGAGUGUGCGCUGUUCUGUAUGUGGUGCACGGAUGGUAUCUUCCCUACAUCCGGCUUUGAUGGUUUUUCCUCAGCGGUGCAGAGCUUGCGUCCCGACCACAAAGACAGCGAACGUCGGCGGAAGCGGAUGACGUCUACCCGGUGUCGCAAGUAGCAGCGAGCUCUCGAGAUGCACCGUUAUGUUCUCGUCGGCGAUGGUUCGCGGUAUCCUUGCAACCAUGGUCAAGAAGGAUGGUUGCUUCCAGCAGCGUGGCCAUGGGACCUAAAGGCAAAUCUUUGCCGUGAACCCAUACACAGUGUCUUCGUGGCUCCUAUCUACAGGCAGAACAAGGACUUCCUUGGUUGAGGCAACACGUUGAUUCGUUUUCUCAUAGAACCUCUUAACGAUGCGGUUCAAAAUGUCCAUAAUUUGUUUUAAUGUGUUAAAUGGGGUUUGAAAUGCCGUGGCCAUUUUAUACACUGAAUUAGGAAACUACGCUUUUUUCUUUUUGCUAUUUACAAGAGAAAGUAAAAUAAUGCUAACGUCAAUUUUAAGCCUGUAACUGGACAGAAUAAUUUAUAUUACUGGAAUAUAUAUAUAUAUAAUUUUUUUUUCACGGAAAAUCUUAGAACCACCUUAGACAUUUUGCCAAUUUCACGUAAGCUGUAUACUCGUCUAUGAAAUGUGUCGGCGUCCUAUGCUUUAACGGAUGAAGCUCAUAGAACUGUGAUAUCUUUCGUUGGUGCAGAGUGACUUCUUUGAACUCUGUGCUUAGAUUUUUUUUAUUUAGCUCAUUUGACGAGACCCUAAACGAAAUUCUUCCCACUGCACCAUAGCGAGAAUUUUGUUUUUAUAUGCAACAAAUAUUAAAAUGGGUUCAGCGGUUCCCUAAUGGGAGCAUUAAGGAAAAGCUAUACCUCACUGUCACAACCGUAAAAAGAGUAUAGGAAAGCACCCUCAAGGGUGCAAAUCAGUUCAGUGUACAAUCAGUGCAGGUAAUCUUAUGUAGCCUUCGGGUCGGUCUAGCAUGGCAGUCUGAUCUUUUAGCCGGUGACCAGUUCGUGAAGCUCGCCUGGUUGUCGCCCGAGAAUCUCGAAGAAGCUGCAAUUUUGAGAUCUGGCAGAGGUGAGGUAUGUACAUCGACAGACCGUGAGCACUGUCUUCGUCGCCAUGACGCUGCACUAUUCGGCGCUGGUUGCGCGUUGUAGGUAUGCAAUGUGCAUGGCCCAGGAAAAUUAGGUGAGCGGAUGAGAUUUAAGAAGUUUGCAGGGACAACAUGGCCACAAUUAUCGCAUGACCGGGCGUAGCCAGGCUGAUGAUGAUGAAGUGCAUGGCAGAACUGCCCCGACGUUUCAUAGUUGUUCUUACGCGAAUCCGACGCAAGCAUUUUAGUAGCUACAAGGCAGCUACUCAAAGCUGCUGAGACAUAUUGUGAUGAAGACGUUAUUUGUUGUGAAGAUGGCGCUUGUUUGUGCUUUGAUGUAGACUUACGCGGAGACAUUCAGUGCUCUCACUGGCUAUUAUAUUUCUGCAGUCGACGUGCAAGCAACGUGUGCAUGAUGGCAUCAGGAGCACAGAAGGGAGCGCCAAAAUGCUUUCAGUGGUCGACGUGCAAGUGGCGUGCGCGCGCCAUGAGGGGCACAGACGAUGCGCCAAAAAGACUUCAUUGGGCGACCUGCGAAUGACGUGUGCAUCUCCAGGAGCACAGAGGAUGCGCCAGAAUGUUUAAUAGCCAAUACUUUGGUUCCUGAGGAGUGUGCGCUGUUCUGCAUGUGGUGCCCGGAUGGUAUCUUCCCUGCAUCCGGUUGUGAUGGUUUUUCCUCAGCGGUGCACAGCCUGCGUCCUAACCAGACAGGUUGCAGCAGCGUCCCCGCCGAGAUUGCAACUGCAGCUCUGAUGGGAAACCCAUACGCCAUGCCUUCUCGCCUGCUGGUCCGUGGCUGAGGCGACUUGCAAGCGACGUGUGCAUGUGGCAAGGAGCACAGAGGAUGCGCCAAAAUGUUUUUAGCCAAUAGUUUGGUUCCUGAGGAGUGUGCGCUGUUCUGGAUGGUGGUGCACGGAUGGUACCUUCCCUGCAUCCGGCUUUGAUGGUUUUUCCUCAGCGGUGCACAGCGUGUGUGCCGACCACAAAGGCGACUUGCAAGCGACUUGUGCAUUGCGCCAGGAAGCAGACGAUGCGCCAAAAUUUUUUAUAGCGACGUGCGAAUAACGUGUGCAUCGCCAGGAGCACAGAGGAUGCGCCAGAAUGUUUAUUGGCCAUUAGUGUCGUUCUUGAGGUGUGUGCCCUGUUCUGGAUGGGCUGCAUGGAAGGCAUCUUUCCUGCAUCCGGCUGCGAUGGUACGUUCUUGCUCAGCGGUGCACAGUCUGUGUCCAAUAUGAGAAACGCGGUCUACUGUGGCAUCCACCUGCACGGAGAAGGUGUGCUCAUUGCCUAAGCUGAGGAUUUGAGGAGCAAAGUCAUGGCGGCCCUGUGUCGCACGAUUGGGUUUAGUAGCGUACUGGGAACACCCAGGACAACCAAGGCACGGAACCUGCUGCAAAAAAUGCGGCAAGCAGUUCGACGGCUUCGAUGGACACUGCAUAGCAGUGAUACUCUUCAUCGUAGACUGUGCACCCGUCGAGGCGAACUUCGUGAAUACGCUGUGACAGCCAUUCGCGUGCGGCCCCGUGAAGUCCUCGUCAGCGAUAAACGUGACGAUCAGGACGUUCCUCUUGCAAUCUGAGGUAUCAAGAAUUCGUUCUAAGGUUUUACUCGUUCGACGCGUUGUGAAUUGGACCGCUCGCACUUUACAUCAGCACAUGCUUUCGUCGCAGCGCGGUCUACUGUGGCAUCCACCUGCACGGAGAAGGUGUGCUUAAUGCCUAAACUGAGGAGGCGAGGAGCAAUGGCGGCGAUGGGCCACAUCAUGGGUGGUCGCUGGUUCUGGACCACCUCUCACCCGAAGCCUCCUGGCCUAUUCGGAUCGACCUCGAGGGUUUAGUAGCGUACUGGGAACACCCAGGACAACCAAGGCACGGAACCUGCUGCACGAAAUGCGGCAAGCAGUUCGACGGCUUCGAUGGACACUGCAUGGCUGUGAUACUCUUCAUCGUAGCCUCGAGGAGUGACGCAAGCGGGCACUGUCACUUACGCUGUGGCAGUCGAUCGCAUGCAUCGCCGUGGCGUGUGGUGCACUACCCCUCGCUUAUUCAUCACCGAUUCCCUGGUGUCACCAGAGUAAUUCGCUGUGCCGCUUUGGACGUCGAAGUUUCUGCAUCGCAUUCCAGUUCGGGAAUUUCAUGAGUAAGGUUUCCAGCACGAGAUACACGGGUGGUCCAUUUGCCAUCGCCUGCUUUGGCGUCGACUAUCACGUCGAGGGCAGUGCUUUCGCUGCAUCUCGUAGUCAGACUUCAAAUGACCCAGUGGCUCUUGGGCCUGCCUCUGCUUCAAUAGGUGCCGAGUGCGACUGCCAGAACCGGACAUCCAUCGGUCUGCAUGUAACGCGCAUGAGAAUCCAUUGCCGAUGACCCUCGGCUCGUCUUGGGACAAGCACCUGACUCCAGAAAAUGUGGGCUGAGCACCGGCACUGCCCUACUAACAGCUCGCAACUGAUCUAUAGAAAGUGUAGUGGCCCAAUAAACACGACCUUCGCAUGAAGCAUCUUUAUAUCA